GAUAGCGGCUGCCAUGGAAGCCAAUGCCAACGUCAAUGCCCUUCAACGGCCGGACCGAAUUGCUUACCCAGCUCUGUUUGGCUUCAACAAUUAACACAAAUUUCUCAUGGGUUAUUAUUUCGUAGAGAUUUUUCACAACUCUAUUUGAGAAGAAGAAGAAAGUAUGGAAGAGAGACGCUGGGGAGAGAUGGGGAAUCAAAGAUGAAGAAUUGAGAGGGUUGCGCGAAGGUAAUUAUGUAAUUUUAUAUACUAUUUUUGGAUUAAAGGACGGCAUUUCUUGAUGAUGACUGCGCAUCCUCAUCCACAGUUGAGUGGUUGCUAAUUGCCAUGCAUCUUCGUCCCUGGAAAUAUCCUCUUGACUGUCUCUCAUCGACUUGCCUCCUACUUUAAGUUCUUCCUUUCUCCAUAAUUGGCUGCAUCAACUUCUCUCAUCAGAAUCAGAAAGAAUCAGUCUUGCAAUUGAUACUUCUAAUUGAAUCAGCUUUGUCAUCUCCGAAAAACCUCCUUUCUGCUAGCUGCAGGAAAUACAUCCUGCUAUUGCCUAUUUAAGUUGUUUCCUCUCCUUAGUUGGCUCGUCAACCCCUCGCAUCAGAAAUUGAACCUGCUGCUACUUCUAAUAAUUUGCUUUGCUCGGCCCAAGUUGGUUAUCAGUGUCCAACUUUACGCAUUUCGCCGGUUAAUCCUGCAUAUAAAUAAGGAAGAGAAGAUGAGAGCGGCAGAACUAAUGGAUAUAAUGGGAAGAAGGAAAUUUGUGCUAAUAUUAGAUGAUGUAUGGGACAAGUUCUCUCUUAAGGAUGUUGGAAUUCCAGAUCCGAAGGUGCAGAAUGGGUGCAAAGUGGUUGUCACUAGUAGAUCAAUCGAAGUAUGCAGUUAUUUGCGAUGUAAGAUUGUUAAAGUGAAACCUCUUUCAAGAGAGAAGUCUCUAAAGUUAUUCCUAGAUACUGUUGGGGAUGAUAUUUCGCGAGUUACAGGGUUGGAAGACAUUUUGAAGCUCAUUGUGGAAGAGUGUGCCGGUUUACCACUCGCCAUUGUUGUGAUAGCGGCAAGCAUGAGGGGAGUAGAUGAUGUUAAUGUGUGGAGAAAUGCACUAACUGAAUUACGAGAACGUGUAAAGAGUGUGAAUGGUUGGGAUGCUGAGAUAUUUCAACGGUUAAGAUUUAGUUUUGAUCAUUUGGAUAGUUUGGAAAUUCAAAAAUGUUUUCUGUAUUGCUCCUUGUUUCGAGAAGAUUAUGAGUUUUUUAGAAUGGAGUUGAUAGAAGGUUGGAUUGAUGAUGGAUUAAUUGAUAUUGAUGAUUUGGGAAGUAGACAAAAAGCAUAUGAUAGGGGUCAUGCCUUAUUAGACAAGCUUGUAAAGAAUUGUUUGAUUGAGAAAACUGCACAGUACAAAUCUCAUGAGGUUUUGAAGAUGCAUGAUGUAGUGAGAGACAUGGCUAUCAAAAUCAUCGGUCCUGAAUUUGGAUAUAUGGUAAAAGAAUUGAGAGGGGUAGCGAAUGAGCGAGGGUGGGCCGAAGAUUUCAGGAAGUUGUCUCUAAUGGCAAUUCACAUUUCAGAACUUCCUGUUGGUUUGUCAUUGAAGUGUCUGAAUCUUUCAACUUUGAUAUUAUCAGAUAAUCAUAUAUCGGAGAUUCCAAAAUCCCUUUUUGAAGAUAUGGGCACACUCAAGGUUCUUGAUCUUUCUCGAACUGAUAUUGAGACUUUACCUGAUUCCAUCUGUGACUUGGAGAAUCUCUCUGUGCUGCGGUUGAGGGGGUGCCAGAGGUUAAAGUGCCUGCCUUUCUUAGGGAAGCUUAGAGCACUGAAGAAGUUGGAUCUGCAAGGUGCAGGAAUAAAGGUGGUCCCUCAAGGCAUGGAGAUAUUGGAAAGUCUUGAAUAUCUUAAUUUAUUUUGUAGAGAUUUGAAAGACAUUCCAACAGGAAUAUUGCCUAAACUUUCUAGUCUACAGUACUUGGCACUGAAGAUAGAUGGAGAAUGUAUGGUGGUGCUUCCAGAUAACCUUGAGGAUUUGUGGAUUGAAUACAUGCAAAACAUGACAAGCAGGAGCUUAAACAAAAUAAUUUUGUUAGAAAAUGCAACCGAGUUGAGAAGGUGUGUUAUCCACCAAUGUGAAGGGAUAGAGUGUGUGGUUGAGUUGGACUCAUCAUCCUCCCCCUCAUUAUGUUGUCCGGUACUCGAUAAGGUUGAAUACCUGUGUAUUAAUGAUUUGCCCAACUUGUCUGUGCUUGUGAGAGUGGAAGGAGUACCAACACCACCACGCGUCUUUUCCAAUCUUAAAGAGCUUUCUAUAUACUGUUGCGACGAAAUGAGGAAGUUGCUUCCACUUGAGCUACUGCAAGCCCUUCAAAACUUAGAGGAGAUUAGAGUUUGGAAUUGCGCAGAAAUGGAGGAGAUAAUAGCAUCAUCAGAUUCAGAUGCAUCAUCUGAUAAAUUCACCUUCACUUUUCCUAAGUUAAGGAUGUUGGAGUUGGGUAACUUACCCAAAUUGAAGAGCAUCUGCAGUGCCAAAGGAGUGAUGAUUUAUGAUUCUAUUGAAGAAAUUGAUAUAUACAAAUGUCCGGAGUUAAAGAGGAACCCUUUUCAGCUUCCCCUGCUUGAUAAUGGCCAACUAUCUCCUCCUCCUCGUCUCACAGCAAUCAAGAUUCAUAAAAGCUCAAAAGGAUGGUGGGAAUCAGUGGAGUGGGAUCAUCCUAACGCGAAGAACCUUCUUCAACCUUACUUGAAAUAUUACAGUUGAUUGAGGUGCGAAGUGAAGAACUGCAAACAGCAAAUGGACUUGUUGACAAAUCGUAACUUUCCAGAGAUUAAAGUCACGCGCCACCU
Messenger RNA from Rubroshorea leprosula, 2817 nucleotides. Lineage: Eukaryota; Viridiplantae; Streptophyta; Magnoliopsida; Malvales; Dipterocarpaceae. The record is from the annotation of a GenBank genome assembly.